Molecule: messenger RNA, 2951 nt
Organism: Archocentrus centrarchus (flier cichlid)
Lineage: Eukaryota; Metazoa; Chordata; Actinopteri; Cichliformes; Cichlidae
Product: Fc receptor-like protein 5
Exons: 18
Biological process (GO): immune response; cell surface receptor signaling pathway
Cellular component (GO): external side of plasma membrane
Molecular function (GO): transmembrane signaling receptor activity
Source: RefSeq, a predicted model, not a curated record
CUUGAAUACUUGCAGUCAGCCAAAUGACUCGACUCUCUCCAAGCACGAUGGUCCCUUCUUUGAAAGAUUCAGGAAGUUUUCAGACGUGUCGCUGCUGGAUGUGAGGAUGGGACCCACUUUGCUCUGUGAGCUGGGCCUAUUCUUGCUCUGUACGCUCCUCUGCACUGGACACGCUCAAGAUGCUGUGUUAACUAUUGAACCCAACUGGUCCAGUUUUUUCAUUGGAGAGUUUGUUACCUUCAUGUGUGACAUGAAUGAAGGAGCAGACACUGACUGGGAAUACAAACUCAACAAGGAUGGUCAAGAAUUUGUCCCCUACGUCAAACACAAAGACUACAGAAUAAAAUUCACAUCUACAGGUUACAGUGGGAAAUAUCAGUGCUUUGGUAGCAGGAAGAGUUCACGUUAUACAAAGAGCAGUAACACUGUCUCUGUAACUGUAUCAGGUAAACCCAGGGCCACACUGACAGCAGGAACAACAAUCAUACCAGUAGGGGGCAGUGUGACACUGACCUGCUCUGUGGGGAGCUCUGCUGAGUGGAAAUAUGAGUGGUUCAGACGCACCCAAAGAACCACUGAAGUUCAAAUCAGAAGAGAUGAUCAACCAAACAGAGUUAUCAGAGUAUCUCAAGGAGGAAUCUACAGCUGCAGAGGAGGAAGAGGAAACCCAGUUUACUACACUGAUAAAAGUGAUGAAGUCAUCAUUGAGAUAACCUUUUCCAAUAAAGUUGCUGUAAAACAACAACAACACAACUGGCCUCAGAUAUUCAGCGGUGAGACGAUCACUCUGACAUGUGAGGUGCAGGAAGGAGGUGAACCCACUGAGUGGGAGUAUCAAUGGAGAGGACCCAGGAAAACCACACAGUGGACACACAAUAAUUAUUGGACAUUCAGAGUUUCUGAGUCCACCAGUGGAGACUACAUGUGUAAGAGUCGACGCAGAGAUGACUCAUAUUCUUCAACAGAGUGGAGUGAAGCCUUCACACUGUCAGUAACAAGUCGACCAAAGGCCCAACUGAGAGCUGAUAUUAGAGACAUUCCAAUAGGGGGCAGUGUGACUCUGACCUGCUCUGUGAACCCAUCAUCAUCAUCAUCAUCAUCAUCAUCAUCAUCAUCAUCAUCAUCAUCAUCUGGGUGGAAAUACUACUGGUACAGAGAUGAGAAACACUCUGAACCUCUGACCACACAAGAUGCAUUUUUCCUCUCAAAUGGACAAAUCAGAGUCUCACAGGAAGGACUCUACAGGUGCAGAGGAGGAAGAGGAGACCCAGUUUACUACACAGAGGACAGUCAGUCAGUCAUGUCAAACAAAGCUGUUGUGACUCUGCAUCCAAACUGGACUGAGAUAUACAGAGGAGAGACGAUCACUGUCAGAUGUGAGAUCCAUGGAGGAGACACUGAGUGGGAUUAUGAAUGGGAAACAAACAGCUCCAGAAAACCUGAAAAUCAAAAUGAAAACAGGAUUAGAUCUGCUUCAUCAUCCAACAGUGGAAACUACCGCUGUAAGGGCCGAAUGAAAAGUUCACAGCAUAAAACAACAGAGUGGAGUGAUUCAGUCACACUGACAGUUUCUGACAAACCCCGUCCUGUCCUCACUGUGUCUCCAUCAUGGCUGAGUCCUGGAGCCUCAGUAACUCUGAACUGUGAGGUUGAACAUCCGUCUGCAGGAUGGAGCUUCUACUGGUAUAAAGCUGUUCCUGAUCUAUCAGAGAAAUCCUACAGUUAUGAGCUGCUACCUGAUGGCAGUGGGACUGCACAGGACUCCUACAUCAUUGAUGGACAGACACACACAGCAGGAUAUGUGUGUAGAGCUGGAAGAGGAGACCCAGAGUAUCACACUGAUCACAGUGAACCAAAGUUUGUCUGGUCUGCAGAUGUUCAUUCAGCAGCGUCUCUCACAGUGAGUCCUGACAGAGUGCAACACUUCACCUCUGACUCUGUCUCACUGACCUGUGAGGGAAACUCUGCUGAGUGGAGAGUGAAGAAGUUCACUGAGGACGGCCGACUGAACUCUGGCUGUAGGACAAUGACUGGAUCCACAUGUAACAUCAACACAUCACAGUCAGGUACUGCAGUGUACUGGUGUGAGUCUGGAUCAGGAGAGUUCAGCAGUGCAGUCAACAUCACUGUACAGGAUGAUCCUGAUGGUCCUAUCCUGGUGAGUCCUGUUCAUCCUGUGACUGAAGGAGCUUCUGUUAGUCUGAGCUGCAGUUUGAGGACACAAAAAAUACUUUCCAAUGUGUUUUUCUAUCACAAUGACAAACUUAUUCAAAGUGAUACCCGAGAGGAGCUGAAGAUCUCUGCAGUGUCAAAGUCUGAUGAAGGUUUCUACAAGUGUGAAUACUCAGGAAGAGAGUCACCACAGAGCUGGAUGUUAGUUAAAGUAACUGUGUCAGCAGCUGUGUGGCUGAUUGUUGGACUGGUUUGUGGAGUCUCUCUCCUCAUUAUUCUCCUGCUCUUGUUGUAUCGCUGCAGACAGUCCAAGUAUUCAUGCUUCACCAGGUCGAUCCAGUCUGAGAGUCACAGUUCGAGCUCCACCACAAAUCAUGGAGUCAACCAGGAUGAAACUCAUGAAUACGACUCUCUUCAUCCUGAUGAACCCCAGAGUGUCACAUACUCUCUGAUUGAACUGAAAAACUUUGGAAAGAAGACUUUGUGUCAUAAACCUGCUGAACAAAUGUGUCCUGAGGUCUGAUCUUCUCUUUCAGAGGACACGCUGAUGUAUGCUGAGGUCAACAAAAAACAAAAGAACAACAAGAAAACAGGAACAUCGAGUCCUGCAGCUGAUGCAGACGUUUAUUCUGAAGUCCAAUCAGGAAGCUCUCUCUGUCAGUGAGGAGAGCUGCAGCAGCAAAGCCAAAAGAAGCAUUUGAUGAAGCCGCUCUGGCUCCUCUGCUCCACAAAUAUCAGACAUCAUCUUUUUGUUUUGUUUUGUUUUGUUUGUUCAAGAU